This is a messenger RNA of Neltuma alba, 7087 nucleotides long. RefSeq lists its product as uncharacterized. The record is from RefSeq and is a predicted model, not a curated record. The transcript has 17 exons. Lineage: Eukaryota; Viridiplantae; Streptophyta; Magnoliopsida; Fabales; Fabaceae. Bases 318 to 6737 code for a protein of 2139 amino acids.
UUCUCUUCGGUGGGAAAAAAACAAAAAUCGAAGUGCUUUUUCUUCGGCUAAGGAGGAAGAAGGACUGAAGAAGGAAUUAAGGGGAAAAAAGGCCACUGAGAAAGUACCCCACACUCUUUGUGCCAUCGUGUUGUUGCAGCUUCCUCUGACUACUCUGUCUCUUUCAACGUCGGAACCCUAGUUCGAUCCGCCGGGACUCCAAGCAGACGUAGUCGAUGACUGAACGAUUGGGGACUAGCUGAGAUCAAACGGGCUGGAUUUCCUCGCCGGAUGGAGGGAGGUAGCGUCUUUAGACUUACUUGUUCUGGGAUAUACCCAUGGAUUAUGACGACAAUGAUUUUCAAAGCCAGAAUCUUCAUUUAGCUGGUGAAGGGAGCACCAAAUUUCCUCCAGUAUUAAGGCCAUAUGCUCUGCCCAAAUUUGAUUUUGAUGAAAGCCUUCAAGGACAAUCAAGAUUUGAUAAUUUGGUUGAAACUGAAGUUUUUCUUGGCAUUGAAAGCAACGAAGAUAAUCAGUGGAUUGACGCAUUCUCUCGAGGCAGUAGCGGCAUAGGGUUUAGUUCAACUGCGGCUGAAUCUUGUUCUAUAUCAAGGCAUAACAAUGUCUGGUCUGAGGCCACCUCCUCAGAGUCCGUUGAAAUGCUAUUAAAAUCUGUUGGGCAGGAGGAAUUUAUUCCUAGACAAUCUGUUAUUCAGGAAUCAGAUGCCUGUAAUGAACUGGCGUGCUUAGCUAAGCAAAUGGAAUCUAAUCUGAAAACUGAUGGUAAAAAUGAAUCUCGAGAUGUUGCAGGUCUAAAGUUAUCUGAUAACAUACAUGAAGAUGCGUCUGGAUUGAAGAAAAAUGAAAGAGAAGAUGAACCUCACGUUGGAGUUUCCCAAGCCCAGGAAAAUGAAUUAUCUUUUGAUGGGAGUUCAGGCAAUCUGGAACUAAGCGAUAUUUGCAAAAAUAUUAACCUGCCUCAGUCUGAGGGAAUUCGUUUUACUGAUAUGAAAGGUAAAAAUGAAAACCAACAAGAAGUUGAAACUGUGGGUGAUGACUCAUUGAGUGAUAAGAUUCUAGAUGAUUCAUCUGCUUCUGGGGAACUACAAACUAGUAUUACCGAAGCACCCGUGCAAAAUAUAUCUGCUACUUCCGAUUCAUUAGAUGUUCAACAUGCACAAAAUCAGGUAGUUGGUGUUAGUGGUGAGCGGCAAGGUGGUUUGACAGCUGAAACUGAUAGGCAAGAUACAGAAUCUUACACAUUUAACAAAGAUACUAAUGUAGACACACAGGCUUUAGAUGGAUAUGCAGUUGGGACUGAUGCACAUAAUCCCGAUAAUUCUCUUUGUUCGGCAUCUGAAGAAGCUUUGAAUGGUGGAAGUGUGGUUAAGGGACUUGAUCCUUGCUUAACUAAUGUGGAUGGCUCCUUAAGCAUGGUACCAAGCAAUGUUUCAGACUUGCAGAAGGAAGAAAGAUGUAGCGAGAAUAUAAUUUCUAGUAAUCCAUGUCUGGACAGUGCAGGUGAAAAUGCAGUUAAAGAUGUAAUGAAAGAUGAUCAGUCUGCACUAAUUGCACACAACUCUCCAAAGGUUGAAGUUAAAGGCAAUACUGGUUUUGGGGAAGUAACUGAGAUAAAUAAUUCCAAUUGUGGGAUUUCUCCUAGUCUCCAGCAGGGUGUGGAUUCUGUUGAAAAGAAGACACAUGGUGAGGGCACUUCUGCUAAGGAAAAGGAAUCACUGAACACUGGCCAUGAAAUGGAUAUGGAGGUUUCCGUAAGCGAGGUAGAGGCACCUAUUUUAACUGUGGAGGGCAGUGACAUUUCUAAAACUAAUGAACAUGAUAAUAGCAAGGUAGAAGGCAUUUCUUGUUCCAGCAUGGGGUCGACAAAAUCUUGCAUUUUGGGUGAAUCAACUUCAGUACGUGAGGGCAGUGAAGCUGGCAAGCUGGAUGACAAAAAACUUCGUCAAGAUAUGCCUAAUGUGGACCAAGAUUUUACAAGGGCUCCUUCUGACUGUAGCCCAAUAAAUUGUGAUGCUGAUAAGGUCCAUCUUGUUGAUAAAGGAAUUGGUUCAUCCUCUGUUAGCCCCGGUGGCAUGGAAACUGGGUUAUCAACUUCCUCAGUAUCAGCUGACGUCACAGCAAUUGAUAAUUCAGCUUCAGAAGCUUUAGUAGAUGUUUCUUUCGCAUCAUGUGGUACAGUGGAUGUUCAAUCUUCUUGCAAUGUUUCCACCCAGAAAGUCGUAGAUCAAAAUGGUGUUCAGAGGAAGACUUCUCCUGCUGGGUCCAAUCCUGUUGUAAAAAAGGAAGAGUCUGAUCCCAGAGUUGCUGAGGAAGCACACUUAUCUACUCCUGUCGUGUCUUCUGAACUGGGAACUGUUCCUUGCCCAGUUAUUGGAACGGAGCACCAGUCUUGUGGUACUUCUAGACAACUGUCUUGUGAGACAGUAGAAAGCUGUACAAAGAAUGUAGAGACUUGUGCCAUUGGAAAUGUUAGUGAGCCUCUAAAAACAAUUAAUCGUAAUCAGGAGUCCGCAAAAGAAAUGGAUGCCUCUCCAUCUCUACCCAAACUGGCAGCAAAACAGGAUGAAGUAAACCCACACUCGAAAAUUUCAGGAGACAUGUUACUUUCAAAUCAAGGUUGUGUGUCUUCUGCUCCUUUGUCUGAUUCUCAUGUUGAGUUGCAUGAGACUGUGGGCUGUCGUGCCUAUCCUGCUGAUAAUACAUGCAGUGCAUCUAUUACAGUUGGAAGGUCUUCUGAAACUGAGAAGGAUGGCAAUCAGAAUCCCCCCGUUUCUGAGCUUAUCAAUAGAGAUGCAACUAAUCUGCUAUUGAUUGAUGAUAACUUGAAGGGAAAUGACGCAUCUAAAGAUAAGGGAAGCUUGACUUCUGAGUUAAAUGCAGAGGCUGAUUUGUCCAAAAAAAAUGCUGGAGGUUCAGCUACAAAGGAUGUUGGGAAUAGCCAGCCGGUUCCGGCUGCUACAGCCAGCAAAGCAUCGACAAUUGUGGAGGUAUCUCCAUCUAGGUUAGAUCCUUUGAAAAUCAAAACUGCAGAUGCUUCCCAUGGAAGUCCACAAAUUUCUGAUGGAGAGAUAGCACGUAGUGUUCCCAAAAGUACAUCUCAGCGUAAAACCAGACGAGCAUCUAAUAAGAAUGCUGGAAAGGAAUCUUCUAGAAAAGCGAGUCAUGUGAAAGAAACACCUCCGUCAAGACAACCUGAGAGAGUGGAUAAAUCAAAUAAUGCAAAGCUCAGCUCACCCCCUGGUUUCCAGUUGAUGCAAUCCAAUGAGAUGCUGCAGUAUGGCCAUAUAGAUUCUGGCAGUGCAAAGCCGUUUGCUCUGCUAAACGCUUCAACAUCUAGUCUUCCAGAUUUGAACACCUCUGCUUCUGCUCCUGUACUGUUUCAACAACCUUUCACAGAUCUACAGCAGAUACAAUUGCGUGCACAGAUCUUUGUUUAUGGAGCUUUAAUUCAAGGCACAGCACCUGAUGAGGCUUACAUGAUAUCAGCAUUUGGAGGUCCAGAUGGUGGAAGAAGCCUCUGGGAGAAUGCUUGGCGUGUGUGUGUAGAAAGGCAGCAUGGUCAAAAGUCUCUUCUAACGAACCCAGAAACUCCUGUACAAUCACGAUCUGAAUCUGCAGGUCCUAGAGCCUCUGAAUUGGCUAGGCAAGGUUCACAUCAAAGUAAGGGCAUCUCCUCUCCUCUUGGUCGAUCCAACAGCAAGGCUACUCCAGCAGUUGUAAACCCUUUAAUACCUCUUUCAUCUCCUCUUUGGAAUUUACCAACUCCAUCUGAUUCACUGCAACCCGGUGCACUCAUAAGGGGAUCUGUUUUGGAUUAUCCACGGGUACCUUCUUCUUUGCAUCCUUAUCAAACUCCACCUCUGAGGAACAUUCUUGGACAUAACACAUCUUGGAUAUCCCAGGCACCUGUUCGUGGACCAUGGAUUGGAUCCCCUGCUCCUGCUUCUGCUCCUGAUACCAAUUCCCUGAUUUCUGCGUCACCUAUUUCAGAUUCAGUUAAAUUUAAUUCAUUCAAGGGAUCUUCUUUGCCUCCUUCCAGUGGUAUAAAACCUGUUACUCCAGCGCUUCCAUCUUCCAGUGCAGCUCCACAGAGUAUCUUUGUAGGGACUGCCCCUCUGCAUGAUACCAGCAAUGUAACAGUAUCACCUCAGCAUUCUUCUGAUCCUAAGCCUAAAAAAAGAAAGAAGGCUAUGGUAUCUGAAGAUCUUGGCCAGAAGGCUUUGCAAACACAAUCUCAACUAGAGCUGAAUCCUGUUGUUAGUUCUCAUGUAUCCACUUCUGCUGUUCUAGCCCCCACUGUUGGGAGUUUGCCCAAAACUACUGUGUCUCUGCCCUCUCUAUCUCCUGCUGAUCACCUCAAAAUUGAUCGUAAUAUUGAGAAGAGGUUUCUGUCAGAUGAGUCCCUCACAAAAGUUAAGGAGGCUGGUGCUCAUGCAGAGGAAGCUGCUGCUCUUUCUGCAGCUGCUGUGAACCACAGCCUCGAGAUAUGGACCCAGCUGGAUAAGCAGAAAAAUUCUGGAUUGGUGCCUGUUAUUGAGGCAGAGUUAGCUUCUGCAGCGGUUACAGUUGCAGCAGCAGCUGCUGUUGCAAAGGCAGCAGCUGCAGCUGCCAAAGUUGCCUCAAAUGCUGCAUUGCAAGCAAAACUUAUGGCUGAAGAAGCAUUGACCUCAUCUAGUAAGGAGGGUACCUCCCAAAGUAAUGGGAUCUCUCAUUCUGAGGGUAUUAAAAACCUGGGAAAAGCUACUCCUGCAUCCAUAUUGAAGGGUCCUAACGGAACCAGCAGCUCUGGCUCUAUUAUUGUUGUUGCAAAGGAGGCUGCCAGAAGGAGAGUGGAAGCUGCAUCAGCUGCUGCAAAACAAGCUGAAAAUAUGGAUGCCAUUGUUAAGGCUGCCGAGCUGGCAGCUGAAGCUGUAUCACAAGCAGGAAAGAUUGUAACUAUGGGUGAUCCUCUGCAUAUAAGUGACUUGCUAGAAGCUGGUCCACAGGGUUGCUGGGAAGCAUCACGCAACUCUCGUCAGCAAGUUGGAUCAUCAAAAGGCAAGACUAGAGGUUCAUUGAGCAUUGACAAUGUUGGAGACGAUGUCACAAUUUCUCGUACACUUGCCAGAAGCAUUCCAUCUGAUGGAGUGGGGAUUCAGAUUGCUGCAGGUGAGAAGUCACCUCUUCGUAAGGUGUAUAAUGAGAGAUCAGAGGACCGUACGAGAACCCUGGAUGAAUCUGAGAUUGAAAUGCAUGAUCCUUCUCUCCCUGUUGCAAAUGUAUCUGAAAGGCUGGGGGAGAACAACAUCAAGGAGGGGUCACCUGUAGAGGUUUUCAAAGAUGGAGGAGAGGGAUGUCAAGCUGCAUGGUUCACAGCGAACGUUUUAAGUUUGAAAGAUGGAAAAGCUUAUGUUUGCUACUCUGUUCUUGUAGCUGACGGAGGUGCAGGGCCUUUGAAGGAAUGGGUUCCAUUAGAAAGUGAAGGAGAGAAGCCACCCAGAAUACGCGUUGCCCGUCCUCUAGCUGGUACAAGUUAUGAAGGAACGAGGAAGAGACGUAGAGCAGCUACUAGAGAUAAUGCUUGGUCUGUUGGGGAUAGAGUUGAUGUAUGGAUACAAGAAAGCUGGCAGGAAGGAAUUGUAAAGGAUAACAAGAAAGAUGAAAUAACUGUUGACUUUCCUGCUCGUGGAGAAACAGCAGUUGUCAGAUCUUGGCAAGUUAGAUCAUCCCUUAUUUGGAAGGAUGGGAAAUGGAUUGAAUAUUCCAGCUUAGGAGCAAAUGUUAAUUCUUCCCAUGAGGGCGAUACACCACGUGAAAAACGAGCCAAGUUGGGUAGUCCUAUGGUAGAGGCAAAAGGGAAGGAUAAGAUGUUAAAGAACAUUGAGGAUGUGGAUCUGACAAACCCUAAUGAAUUGCGAUUGCUUGAUUUGACAGAAAAAGAGAAAGUGUUUAACAUUGGUAAGAACAGCAAGAAUGAUGUUAAAACUGAUACACAAAGAAUGCCAAGAACUGGUCUUCAGAAAGAAGGAUCAAGAGUGAUCUUUGGUGUUCCUAAACCUGGGAAGAAGAGGAAAUUUAUGGAAGUUAGCAAACAUUAUGUUGCAGAUAGGAGUGAUAAGGUUAAUGAUGGAAAUGAUUCAGUUAAACUUGCAAAUUUCUUGAUGCCUCAAGGUCCAUCAUUUCGAGGAUGGAAAAAUAAUGCCAAGAAUGAUACAAAGGAGAAACGAGGAGCCAAUUCCAAGUCCAAAUCCGUUAAGUCUGGAAAGCCUGGUGUUCUGGGUAAACCAAUCCUGUCAAAAGACAAUCCUUCAGCAGAUGCCUUUCCUCUCCCCAAUGAUUCGACAGAUCAUACACAAAAGACCAAAGACUCUGCAAGCCAUUAUAAGAAUGCAUCUGAGAGUGAAAACCGUGUGGAGAUGGCAUCCUACUCUGCAAAUGAUGGAGCAGCUGAGGGACCAAUCUUGUAUCCUCCGUUGGCAGCCUCAUCUGAUGCUCCUUCCUCUAGCAGGACAACCACAUCAAGAGCAAGUAAAGGAAAACUUGCCCCUGCUGGUGGAAAGUUGGGUAAGAUAGAGGAGGAAAAACUAACAGCUGAAACUGCUGAACCUCGUAGAUCCAAUCGCAGGAUCCAACCAACAUCAAGACUAUUGGAAGGGUUACAGAGUUCUUUAAUCAUCUCAAAGAUUCCUUCUGUUUCGCACGAGAAGAGUCACAAAAACCAGAAUCGUAAUGCUUCUAGGGGGAAUAAUCAAGGCUGAAGGAUGCUGCUGCAAACCUGCGAUGGCGCAGCUCAGUAUUCCCACAAUUAUAUGAAGACCGAGAUACACCCAAGCCCAGCAUAGAUGUGUAUAUUUAUAAUAGGGAACCUAGGAAUGCAGAUUCUUGCCAUUUCGGCUUUAGUCAGACUAGUGGAUAGUGAACUAGGUGUUCAUAUCGAUUUUUAGUUUUGUUUACAAAUGUCAUUUGAUCUACCUAGGUCCAAGUCCAAGGCACUUGUAGGCUGUAUAUGGAAUUUCUCCAUGUAGGCUGGUUUGUAGAUGUUUGUUGUUGAUCAAAUUACAACGUGAUGCUCCACCUCUCUCUCCUUGGAUAUCGUCUUGUUUCCUCC